AUGGGCGCCAUCAUGGCCUACAUCCCUGUCAUGCUGUCUGUGUUGCAGCAUGGGUGCCGACACAAGGUAGUGGAGCCCAGAGCUAGAAACCGGAGUCUAUACAGCACAGUUUUCGGAGCCAAAGAAGGGAAUGCCUUUAUGUCGGAGCUUGGCAGUAAAAGUGGAAUGGUACAAGAUCGCCAGGAACUGGGGCUGGAGUAUCCUGGGUUACGGCUGGAGUGCAUGGUCUAG
Pelobates cultripes (western spadefoot toad) is the source of this 231-nucleotide messenger RNA. NCBI's taxonomy places the organism in Eukaryota, Metazoa, Chordata, Amphibia, Anura, Pelobatidae. The record is from the annotation of a GenBank genome assembly.